This is a messenger RNA of Triticum aestivum (bread wheat), 1900 nucleotides long. Its product is annotated as mitogen-activated protein kinase 4. Bases 61 to 1035 code for a protein of 324 amino acids. Gene Ontology annotation, molecular function: ATP binding; protein kinase activity. Lineage: Eukaryota; Viridiplantae; Streptophyta; Magnoliopsida; Poales; Poaceae. The record is from RefSeq and is a predicted model, not a curated record. The transcript has 3 exons. Gene Ontology annotation, biological process: protein phosphorylation.
CCUCAGGCCGCCACGUGUUCUUCCUCCCAAUUCCCACUCCGUCUGCUCAAUUGCUGCGUCAUGGCCGGUUCACAUCAGCUGCUUCGUUCUGAGAAAAAGAAAAUGGCGAAGAUGGUAUGUCGUCAUCAGAAUGGCAAGGGAAGCUAUGGCAAGCAUUGCUACAUGAUGUGGCGGACGAUGUUUGAGAUCGACACAAAGUACGUGCCGAUCGAGCCCAUCGGAAGAGGAUCUUACGGGAUAGUUUGCUCAUCGAUGAACAAGAAUACAAACGAGAUGGUUGCCAUAAAAAAGAUAAACAAUGUCUUUGACAACCACGUGGAUGCGUUGAGAACGCUGCAGGAGAUGAAGCUCCUUCGACACUUGCGUCAUGAGAAUGUCAUUGCUUUGAAGGAUAUAAUGAUGCCAAUACAUAGGAGGAGCUUCAAAGAUGUCUACUUGGUGUCCGAACUGAUGGACACGGAUCUGGAUCGGAUCAUCAACUCAUCUCAAACGCUUAUGACUGAGCACUGCCAAUAUUUCCUUUUUCAGCUGCUCCGAGGCCUGAAGUAUCUUCAUUCAACUGGGAUACUCCAUAGAGACCUGAAACCACUCAACCUUCUAGUUAAUGGAAACUGUGACCUGAAGAUUUGUGACUUUGGUCUUGCCCGAACAAUUAACACUGAAGGUCAGUGUUUGACUGAACAUGUUGUCACCCGAUGGUAUAGAGCUCCAGAGCUGCUGCUCUCUAGCGACAACUAUGGCACCUCCAUAGAUGUGUGGUCAGUUGGCUGCAUCUUUGCUGAGCUUCUUGGCCGCAAGCCAAUCUUUCCUGGAACCAACAGCCUAAAUCAGCUUCAGCUUAUAGUCAAUGUUCUUGGCACCAUGAACGAUGCUGACCUUGAGUUCAUUGAUAAAUCAAGAUCUCGCAAUUACGUCAACUCCCUUUCAUACACCCCUGGGAUUCCCCUCACCAAAAUGUACCCACAAGCGCACCCUCUUGCCAUUGAUCUGUUGCAGAAGAUGUUGGUCUUUGAUCCUUCCAAAAGGAGUAAAUAGCAUAAAACUACUACUUUACAUGCUAAGGUUCCAAAAAACUACCGGUUUUUAAUUUUUUUCAGAUAACUACGAAGUGGGUGGUCGGCUGUUUCAAAAAACUCUAAUCGUCCAGUGCUUUACUAUUGAUCGUGAUUAUGACAGUUGGGCCCGGCACGUAAGAAAACUGAUUGUUUGACCGUUUGUUUGACCGUUAACUGACAUGUGGGGCCCAUAUGUCAGUGUCUCUUUGUCAUAAUCUAAUAAAAAAAGUCAAUAAAGCAUUUGGGUCCCUGUAAACAUUUUUUAAAGCAAUCAGGUCCCUGUAAAAAUUGAAAAAAGCAAUCAGGUCCCUGCAAACUUAAAAAAAAGCAAUCGGGUCCCUUGCGUGCUCAAGCUCGAGAGGAGCCGCGCCACCGCAGAGCUCCCUCACGCGCCCGUCAGCGUGCAGUACGCGCCGCGGCGGACCUCCCUUCGGCCGCCGCCUCCUCCUGCCGGCGAGCUCCGCCUGGAGCCGCCGUGAAGUCCCAGCGGCGCGACCUCUCUCUCUCCUCCCUCUUCCUGGGCGCGGCGGCCCGAGCCCAAGCCCCUGGCCAUGGCGCUCGGCUCGCGGCAGCGCGUGCUCCUGGGCGCGUUGGCCUGAACCCUGGCCAUGGCGCGCGGCGUCCCUUGGUCCUUGCUCCUGGGCGCGGCUCGUGGCGCUCCUGGGCGCGGUAGCCCGUGCUCCUGGGUGCGCUCGCGGCGUCCCUUGCUCGCCUUGCUCCUGGGCGCGGGGCGCGGCGACCCUUGCUACUGGCGCGAAGCGCGGUGGAGGUGCCCGUCAGUGAGAGGUGCAGGUGCUCGAGGUCGGGCCUUCGCCGGGAGGAGGAAACGGAGAAGAAAGAGGCAG